AACCUUUGGAGCUGGUCACAUGAUUCGGGAUCGAAGGGGGAGAGAAACAGCGCACAGUAGGGGAGCAGAAGACUGGGGCACAAACCAUGAAGAAGAAGGUCCUCCUAAUGGGAAAGAGCGGGUCGGGGAAGACCAGUAUGCGCUCCAUCAUAUUCGCCAACUACAUCGCCAGAGACACGCGGAGACUAGGAGCAACAAUUGAUGUGGAGCAUUCCCACGUCCGUUUCCUCGGCAACCUCGUCCUCAACCUGUGGGACUGUGGAGGGUAAGUAUUGUUUGUUCAUUUUGGGAACUGAAAUCGCUGCGGUAGGGGGUGUAAUGGCCGUCGUAUGUUUGAUUCACAGGCAGGAGAUCUUUAUGGAGAACUACUUUACGACUCAGCGAGACAAUGUGUUUCGGAAUGUGGAGGUCCUCAUAUAUGUCUUUGAUGUUGAGAGUAGAGAGGUGGAGAAGGACAUGCACUACUACCAGUCAUGUCUAGAGGCCAUUCUUCAGAAUUCUCCUGGUGCAAAGGUGUUCUGUCUGAUCCACAAGAUGGACCUAAUCCCAGAAGACCAGCGGAAAAUGAUAUUUGACAAGCGUGAGGCAGAGCUGAUGAAGCGGUCCCUACCUCUAGAGUGUACCUGCUUCAAGACAUCAAUAUGGGACGAAACCCUCUACAAGGCAUGGUCAAACAUUGUUCACCUACUGAUACCAAAUGUCCAUCAGCUAGAGUCCAGUCUCAGUAACUUUGCCACAAUCCUCGAUGCAGACGAAGUGCUUCUCUUUGAGCGAGCCACUUUCCUAGUGAUAGCCCACUCAGUGAAGAGACCGCACACAGACAUCCAUCGCUUCGAGAAGAUAAGCAACAUUGUCAAACAGUUCAAACUGAGCUGCAGCAAACUACAGGCACAGUUUCAGAGCAUGGAAGUUCGCAACUCAUGUUUUGCGGCGUUCAUCGAUUUCUUCACCCCCAACACAUACGUCAUGGUCAUAAUGUCCGACCCCACCAUACCGUCCGCAGCUACACUGGUGAACAUCAGAAAUGCCAGAAAACACUUCGAGAAGAUCGAGCGGCUAGAGUCCGGACUCCCAGUACCGACGACGGCACCAAGAAUCUAAGUCUCACCUCACACACUCUGUCUGAUCACAUAGGAUGAAAUGAUACACUCAACAAACACAGUUCCUUAUUGUUCAUAAUAUUUGAUGUUUGUAACUUUUUGUUGAUGAUAAUUAUGAUGAAACAUUACAUACAAGUUGGUUGUGUUUAUUAUCAAUCAAGCUUGUCUCUGUUUGUGACGCGGCUUUUUGGAGCAAACAACCCUCAGCCGUGCUUUCCGUCUCACGAACCGACAGCCUGAGCAGAGCAGCCUCAGCGAAGAUCUGUCUUUAUAGCCUCUCACCGACGCCGGGGGUGCAAUUCGCGGGGACAUAAUUCCGCUGAAUAGAGAGUGAAGGGGUCCAUUAUAUAGAGACCAGCGUCCAGUGCUAAGAGUAGCCCUCUGGACGAGGUAAGAGGCGCAGAGUCUUUGGAUACUAGUAAACGCCAUUUGCUUCGGGUCAAAGGUCAGGUUUUAUCGUUUAACCCCUUAGCCCUUGAAUUGUUGUAACGGGAAAAAUUGUGAGCGGUGCAAACCGCUUUUGGCCGAUCGUGGACACUGGAAUUGGGGAUCUCCUUCCAGCAAUUGAGACCUCCGCCGCGUGUGCAUGCAGGAGUCCUUUUCGGCGUGUCUGCAGCCCGGAAAAUACGCAGCGACGAGUGGGCUCUAUUUGGAGUAACCUUUGCACGUGAGCGCGCUGAGGCGAGGGCGGGGGCCUGGCCAGCUUUAUGGGUCUCUCGAAGGAGCAAGUCGAGAAGCACAUAGCAGGCAUCCAGAAGCGACUAUCAAGUGCACAAGAGAGAGCUCACCAUGGCUAUGAGUUUGCCAGACUGUGCGUGGAGGUCAAAAAAUACCAGGAUGCCAUUCGCUAUCUCCAGGACUACUUGUCAGUACAAGGGAAGGAUUCCAGAGCCCACAAGUUGAUGGGUCAGGCAUGUGAGAGAGAGGGUCUCCUCGAGAAGGCAGUUGUUCAUUACAACAGGUCUCUGGUGUUGAGGGAAGAUCAGAGAGAGGUGGCUAUAUCAGUGGCAAAGUUGUACUGCAAGAUUGAAAAUCCCACUCCUGAAGCACUGAAGUCCUCUCUUGAGAGGAUUGAGGGCUACAGCAACGUACACUCUCUGGUUCUCUCUCUCACUGAGAAGAUGAGUACCAUUCAGGGAGGUAGUGAUCCAGAUUUAGCCACGAAGCUUGCCGAACAACAGUUGUCUCGGUGUAAGGAUGAUGUAGCAGCCCACAUUCACUUAGUCAACCACUACAACUCUUCAGGUGAGUCAGAGAAAGCCUUGGGUCACUGUCUGUCUCAGAGAGAGAGGAAACUCUUCACGGACAGCAAAGAGUGGUUGACUUGUACUCUUCACGUAGCAGAGCACCACUAUGCUGCAGUAAAGGGGGAGUCAGUGCAGGACUACGAUGCACAGUGUCGCGUGCUCGUCGCGGUACUGGAUCACCUGUCCCUCCUCUUCCACACUUCGCGGGCAUCUGGCUCGCUCAUGGCGUCUGUCUUACUCAAGUACGACAAGGUGUUGUUUGCAGCGUUGCAAGCCCUGAAGGCCCAACACCCGCACGUCAAUCCAGUUCAUCGUGUGGCUCUGAGGGAACUCUGUGGCCAGUUCUACCUCCUCCUGGCCAGCUACAUGUACUGGAGCCACAGGUUCAAGGUCUCCUUCACUGCCUCUCACGCUGUGAAAUAUGCCCAAGUUGGGAAUCUCUGUCUGCUGGCGGCUCUUUCGUUCCCCCCGCCAAACCUCGACUCCGUUCCACUUGUCGGUGGCAUGGAACAGAGACGGGAACUGGAGGCGUGGCACACUCGGUCCUGCGGUCGUCUCUGUGUGGUCAGUAGACAGCUGCUCCUAGUGUCCAGAGUAAAGGGAGACAUCUAUCUCGGAGGAUUGGCCAAGAUCAUUGAGGGGCAAGGGGGAAAGCUGGCCAUUAUAAAGACUCUUUUCACAGAGAAUGAGGAUCUAAGGGGAGUUAGAGUGGGGUUUGCGUCGUCACCCAUCACAUACAACAUCAGAAGAUCGUACAUCGCUGCAGAGUCUGAGCAUCUACUGGCUUCAACCCCCGCCAUCCCUCUCCCGUCAGAGGCUGAAGCUCUCGUGUGCGACAAGAUAUACUUCCUCAGUAACGGACAGGAUCUGCCUGCCCUACUGUGGCUGUGCGUCUGUCUUAGAGCCAUGGAUGUUACCACCUCAGUGUACCAGUGGCUGCAGAACAUGUUUUUUGGUCUGCGAGUUGAUCUGCCCGGCAGCUACAUCAACACGACAGCCCCAGAUACCCUCUCUCUGCCUGAUGUUGAGGCAAUGCUGGUUCUGUCAAUCCACACUCUCCAAUCGGUGCUCACCUCUGCCCCCUCACACCCUCCCUCCCUCCCCAACUCACUCCUCCACACACUACCCGUCACCAUGACAACCGAGUUCCAGGGAUCCGAUUUGUCGAAAUACUGUCAGUGGUGGUCCUAUGUUCACCAAUACAUCUCCCCAUCAGCCAGUGGAGGCAGUGCAGAUGUGAAGAGAGUCAUCAGCGAAGGGUUGGGCCUUGUUCGUGGUUGUCGUCCACUGCGACUCAAUCUCUCCCAACUCACCUCCCUCGCCAAACACUUCCAACAGAGGGCAGAGUCAGUGGUUGAAGCUAAUGAGAGUUCAGAUGGAAGAGAUAGAAGUGGUUCAUCUUCUUUAAUUGAGGACAUGCUCUGGAGAAGUGGUCAUUACUGGGAGAUUAUUGUCGCCAUCUUGACCGAGAUAGAGAGGGGGUCGAAAAUUCGCAGACCCCAGGUUCCCCACGAGGGGGGAGGCGGUGUGGUAUUGGUGACCUCCGGUGAACACAGCGGAGUGUCCCUCCUGAACGAGGCCCACAUGGCCCUUGGCGACGCAGCUGCCUACAGAAGAGACCUGGCCAAGGCUCUCGGUCUCUAUUCCAAGGUCAAGACUUCACUGGCAGCUUGGAACCAGGCCCAGAUCUAUCUUGUGAUGGCUCAGCAAGGCUCUUCUGGUGAGAUUGGCGAAACCAGUGGAGAGCUGAAGAAGAAGGCUGAAAAAUGCCUCGACCUAGCUCUGUCCCGACUGACUGCAACCGACAAAGAUUUGAAGGAGAAGAUCGAGGAGAAGCAGAAGGAGCUGAAGAAGAUGAUGUUGGAAGACGAGGAAUCUCGCAGGGACGUUGCCGUCUCUCUCACAUACGACUCAUCCCCAGAGACGAGUCUCCUCGUUCCUCGAAAAUCCUCCACGCCGGCUGCAUCGGGCAUACGGCAGUCUCGUCUCUCUCCUUUCUCCCCCGAUAAAAAGACUUCCUCACCGAUGGAUAGUCUGAGGGAAGAAAUGAAAGAAAAAGAUGCUCUCAUUACGUCUAUGAACGAGCAGCUCAAGAGUUUGCAGGCUGAAGUGUCGGCACUGAAGCUCUAUGUUUCCCCGGCUUCUGGCUACCUGUCUCCUCACCUCUCUCGCAGUUACCAGCACCUCAGUCCACAGGCAAUGAGCGGUGGUGUACCUCACCAGAUGGUGACUCCCAGCGGGGUCGCCAUGUACCCACCCCACCCCUCCUUCUCCUCCUCGUUCCGCUCCCCUCUCCUACAAUCACCAAUGGGAAUGAAUGUUCACCAGCAGCAGCAGAUGGUGUACCAAGCCUCGCCGCAGCCUCAACUCACUCCUCUUCCUCCUCACCUGUCUCCCGCUUCGAAUCCCGGGCUCUCAAUUUCGGGUACAGGGCCGCAAAUGUUUGGAGCUCAGCAGCAACUGGCGUCUGGUGUCAGCUAUAGAUCUGGAGGAAUAGGGGCUUCAAAUCUACAAGCAGGUGGAGUUGUUCAACCUAGUGGUGCGGUGUUGAGCGAACAACCAAUACCCACCGGACAAGUGGCAGCUGGUGCUGGGUAUAGGCUUGGGGGGACGCAGGUUUCUUACCUUCAACCAGGGACAAACGUGUUCCCUCCUGGUGGUACAACACUUGGUGGACACGCGGGGAACCGUGUGUUACCACUCGGUGGUUAUGUAUUCAAUGAACAGUCGAUACCUGGUGGUGGACAAGCUGCGAAUGGCGUUGGAUAUACAACUGGAGGAGUAGGUGCUUCAAAUCUUCAACCAGGUGGCGUGCUCCAUCCCAGUGACGCUGAACAGUUGAUACUUGCCGGACAAGCAGUUGGUGUUGGGUAUAGGCCCGCGACAAUGGGGCAUCAGCUAGGUCUUCAGUCAGGUGGCAUGCUCCCACCGGUUGGUGCCCCACUCGGUCAACAGACGGGAAGUCGUGUACCAACUCCCGGUGGAACUGUGUUCGGCCAACAGCCGAUGGUGACAGGGAACCAGAUGAUCCUCCCCAACCAACUGAGCUAUCAGAUGCAGCUGUUGCAGCGAGGGGCAAUGAACCAACAACCACCCCUCCAGUUAGUAGAUGUUCAACACCUCACCCAGCAACCGAGGACACCUGUUCUUACCUCAUCUGAACCAACCUCUCCUCCUUCCUCUCCUCCCCUCCCCACACACCCAGACCCAUCCACCACUGGGUUCGUCCUCAAGCCGGGGACUUUCCUUCCCGCUUCACCCGAACAUAAAUCAGUGAAAACAUCGCCUCCAUCCCCUCCAACCGCACAGUAUUCCCCGCCAAAAUCAGUAACUACUUUGCCUCCCACUGCAGCAACUUCUCUUCCUUCGUCUGCUCCCGUUACAACUAAACCUGGAGUUGGGAUAUUUGGUUCCGCAGUCCCGACACCAGCUACCAUUGGGACUAGUGUCCCAGAGUCGUCACCAUUUUCCUCCUCUCUCCCUUUCGGAGGAGGAGGGUUCCAGUUUUCAAUGAGACCACCUCUGACUAUUAAUGUUGAGCCUCCAUCGACUGCCGGUGUAAAGUCGGAAACACUGGCCUCACUACUGCAGAGUUCUACGCCUCAGACCGCUAGUGCCGACUUUCCCGACAGCUCCUUGUUUUCUCUGUCUUCUGGACUGCUCGGCAGCGUCGCUACGACAGCGACACCCGUCUCUUUGUCAUUCUAUGCCCCACCUACAACAACCGCAGCUGCCACACUGAGCCUCGGGUCACUAGGGACAUCAAUAAUUGGAACAACUUCCUCUCCAACUGCUGUGAAAACAACCGACGGUUCAGAGGCUGAAAAACGAAGCGACCACGAAUCGUUGUACGAUGCUAUGCCGGAUUUCAAACCGAUCGUUUCUCUCCCUCAACUCGAAGAAAUCAGCACCGGCGAAGAAGACGAAAGGGUCCUGUUUGCUAAUCGAGCAAAGCUCUAUCGUUACGACAGCUCCGCAAGUGCCUGGAAGGAGAGAGGAAUUGGAGAAAUCAAGAUUCUAGAGCACAAGACGAGCGGGAAAGCGAGAGUUCUGAUGCGUCGCGAUCAAAUCUUGAAACUCUGCUGCAACCACUUCAUCACCCCCGAGAUGACGCUCGCCCAGCUACAGGGGAACAACCAGCUGGCUUGGUACACUGCGUGCGAUUUCUCGGACGGCGAACCAAAACCGGAGAAACUGGCCAUCAAGUUCAAACAGGCGUUGGUUGUUGCCGAGUUUCGUAGGGUUUUUGAGAUGUGCGUCGAGAAAGCCAAGGGUCACAAGGAGGAGAGUGGCGGUGACGAGGUUUCGAGCUCACCACCAGCUUCUGCUGAGGUCUCGCUGAGGGAAAAGUUUUCAGCCCCCGUGGGUUCCUGGGAGUGCGACACCUGUCUGGUUCAAAACGAAGCGAGCGCCGUAAAAUGUAUGGCUUGUGCGACGGCUAAACCAGGACUGGAGACUGAGGCUGUAGCUGGAGACUCUGGUGCAUCUGCAGCGGCGAAAUUCUCUGGGCUGAAAUUCGGCGGGGACUCGAAAAGUGGUGUUUCUUCAUUUGGUGGUCCUGUGUCAUUCCCAGGGUCACUGGGCACUGCCAGUGGAGGGUUCAGUAUGGGCAGUCUCAGUCUUGGAUCAAUGUUGAAUGCUAAAUCAGCCAACAGUGGUGGGUCAGGUGCACCGUCAGCUACCGCUAGCAGUUCCACUGGCAGCAGUGGAAGGUUCAUGUUCAGUGGUUCUCUAUUUAGUGCCCACUCCACCUCUGCAUCAGACAGUGGUGGAUUUAAAUGCACAUUUGGAGCCUCUGCCACUUCUACUGCAGCUAAUAGUGCAGCCACAGCUGAUAAAACCAAGACUACCAGUACUACAUCUGGAACUGAAGGAGGGGGUUUCAAUUUUUCAUUACCCUCAACCACCGAAGCUAAAACCGAUGCCGCCAAGACAAGUGACACCAUCGGCAAGUUUUCCUUUAGUGUCCCUUCUACCACAUCGACUGCUCAGCCUCCACUGUUUGGCAGCAGCGAGGGUUUCAAUUUCAGUCUCCCACCAGUAGCUCCAACAUCCACAGAGUCUAAGACUGAAACAGUUCUGAGUGGAUCACCGACUGAGCAACAAGAGGGGGUCCUCAAACUAGAGCCGCGCGCAUCGCCCCCACCCAAAAGUUGUACCGCAGGUCUACACUUUGCCUCUAUCUUCAAUACCUCUUCCUCGAAACCAUUCCAGUUUAGUCUGUCGCUUGACGCGCCGAAUAUUCCCUCGCCGACCGAGCAACAACCAAGCGAUGAUUUGAACACCUCUGCACACGAACCGGACAUCCAUUUCGAGCCCAUCGUCACCCUACCAGAGGCAGUGGAGAUCAGCAGUGGGGAAGAAAACGAGGAGGCCGUGUUUGCCGAGCGGGCAAAACUCUUCCGUUUCGACUCGGGCGUGGAUCAGUGGAAGGAGAGGGGAGUAGGGGAGAUGAAGAUUCUCGUAAACCGACAGGCCGGGAAGGCGAGGGUGCUCAUGCGUCGUGACCAAGUCCUCAAAAUCUGCUGCAAUCACGUCAUCACGAGGUCAAUGACCCUUACUGCCAUGCCGGGCAGCAACAAAGCCUGGACCUGGUUCACUCCUGGAGACUUUUCAGAGGAAGCCGAGAAACCGGAGAAUUUUGCCAUCAGAUUCAAAUCUCCCGCCUUAGCCAGCACCUUCAAGAAAGCCUUUGAAGAAGCAGUGAGUUCAGCCGGUACAGCUAGCAAGACAACUGCAAAGGUAUCGAGUCAAAAAGAAGAGAAAGGAGAGAAUGUGCAGCAAGAGUCUGGUGAAGAUAGCAAAGCAGCCGAAGCGAGUUCGUCAAAAGCUCUUGAUUUCGCAGCGAGAUUUGCUCCCGCCCAAGACUCCUGGGACUGUGAAGAGUGCUACAUCACCAACAGGAAGGAGGACAUGAAAUGCUGCGCUUGUGGAAAAUCAAAACCGGGCGCUCCUCACCAAUCGUCCUUACCCACACCAAAACUAAUCCCCUUCGCGUCAAACUCUGGGGCACACGUCACUCAAUCGCAACAGGGGACAAGUCUUUUUGGUGCACGGCUGCAACUCACUCCACGUCAUUUCACACGAAACGAAUCGCCGGACGAUGAAGACGAUGCUGACGAUUGUUCGUCCUCUUCUUGCUCUCCCUCUCCCCGACUCUCUCCCGGACGAGUGAGUUUCAAACAAGCAGUUGAGCCUCGCGAAGAGAGUGAAGAUGACGUGGUAAUCAUUUCCGUCGAACUCCCCAGCGAAGAGAAAGUAAAAUUUGCCGAAAGUUUGCUGCUUCCGCCGUCGUUUUUCAACUACGAGGCUCUCCCGGCAUGCCCUGGGUGUCGUGGAUGCGUUGAUCUCCUUACAGGCCACUACGAACGUGCUUCUGGCUCUGAGGGUGAUGGAGAAACCAGGACCGGGACUCAAAUUUCUGCUGCAAAACUACCAACGACUGAAGAAAGUAGUGAAAACCUGAAAGAAGCGAUAGAGAUACGUUUGACGCAAGCGGUCACUCCGGAAGAUGACGAACAAAGCUCGGUGCAGCCGCACACCCCACCAACGUCUCCUCCACCUCUGUCUGCUGCGGAUGAAAGAGAGCCUGUGCAGCCACACACCCCACCAACGUCUCCUCCACCUCUGUCUGCUGCAGAGCCUAAGUUAGAGGUACACACGAUGUUUGGAGCUCCAUCGACUACACCAUCAGCUUCCCUCUCCUUUGCCGAUCUUGCCGGCAGUGGAGCUGGUUUUCUCGACCAGAGAGAGGAAGGUUUUAAAUUCAGCGGCGUCGGGCAGAAGCUCUUUACGUCUCGCGACGAACAAGACGACCCGGAAGUAGAAGUCAAUGUUCACUUCAAACCAGUGGUGACCUUACCAGAGAGUGUAAAGGUCAAAUCCUGGGACGACGACGCUGAAGUUUUGUUCUCGCAGAGAACCAAGCUCUAUCGAUUCGACGAGGAAGGAAAGUGGAAAGAGAGGGGACGCGGAGAACUGAAAAUCCUCAGACAUCAAGAAACGGGGAAAGUCAAACUUCUGAUGCGGAGGGAUCAAACGCUGAAAAUUUGCUGCAACCACGGCUUGACUCCGGACAUGAUUGUGACUCUCCUGGCAAACGACGAAAAGGCCUGCACUUGGUUCACAAAUGCCGAUUAUGCCGAAGAGGUCGUGUCUCACGAGAAGCUGUGUGCCAAGUUCAAGAACGUCAAGUGCAGAGAAGACUUUAUGAGCGUUUUCGAGAGGUUUAGAUGCGAGGCCACGGAAGGAGAGGGUGGAGGGGAGGAGGGGGAAGAGGAG
Molecule: messenger RNA, 9628 nt
Organism: Geodia barretti
Lineage: Eukaryota; Metazoa; Porifera; Demospongiae; Tetractinellida; Geodiidae
Source: the annotation of a GenBank genome assembly